UACCUCUUUUUCCAUUUAAGCAUAAGUUAAUUUUUCAGUUUCCUUGAUGCAAAUUCUCAAAUCACACUUGAAGCAAAGGUCAAAGUGAGCACAAUUACACAAGUGCAAACAACUUUCAGCAUGUCUGGCCAGAGAAACUUCAGAACUUCAAAAUUCACGGAAAGUGAGAUUAAUGAUCUGAUGUUGAGGCUACAAGCACUGCUACCACAACUAAACCAAACAAGAAACUCAAGGGCAUCAGAAAGCUUGAUGAAGAUCAUGAAGGAAACUUGCUCUCACAUCAAUAGGCUACAGAAUGAGGUGAAAGACCUUGGUGAAAGGCUAGCAGAGCUGAUUGAUUCUGUAGACCUUAGUGACAUUGACGAGGAGUGUCUUACAAGACUUUUACAACAAUAACAAAAGUCUCCUUUUACUACCAUUCCAUCACCAGCUUUUAAGUUCAAAUUUAAGUGCAGUCUUUUAGUAUUUUUGGUGUUCUCUGAUAAAAAUUAGAGUUUUAUCUCGAUAACUAGUGUCAAACUUUAAUGACAACUUUUAUUGCAUCAACUACAGAGAUAAAACUCUAAUUUUAAUUAAAAAUAACACUAAAUAUUUCUUAAGUUUUGUUUUUAUUACUUGUUCUUCCAUCAAUUUAGGUUCCCAUAGAGACUGCAGUUGCUAGUUGCAAGACUCCAACAAAGCACCAUAUAAUACGUGACAUGUAGUAAUAUGUUAUCUUAGGGUGAUCAAAUUGCUCUUGUCUGGUUCCAUGCAUGGUUAUAAGAAAUCAAUCUCUUUCCUUUGAUUUAUAUGGAAAUAUUUGGAACUAAAACUUCCAUGCUUGCUAUCCUACCACUCCUAU
This is a messenger RNA of Glycine soja, 841 nucleotides long. RefSeq names its product transcription factor ILI4-like. The record is from RefSeq and is a predicted model, not a curated record. The transcript is spliced from 2 exons. Bases 121 to 396 code for a protein of 91 amino acids. Gene Ontology annotation, molecular function: protein dimerization activity. Lineage: Eukaryota; Viridiplantae; Streptophyta; Magnoliopsida; Fabales; Fabaceae.